Podospora anserina S mat+ is the source of this 1002-nucleotide messenger RNA. RefSeq lists its product as uncharacterized. The record is from RefSeq and is a predicted model, not a curated record. The transcript is spliced from 3 exons. The coding region runs from base 1 to 1002 and encodes 333 amino acids. Lineage: Eukaryota; Fungi; Ascomycota; Sordariomycetes; Sordariales; Podosporaceae.
AUGCUGAGCUUUACAAUCCUCUCUGUGCUUUGGCUCGCCGGACUCGCUCUUGGGGGGCAGGCUGAUCCUGCAAAACACGGCUGGAUUUUCGACAGUAUGAUGAAUGAACUGGAUUGCUACCACGUCUUGGAUCAAUUCAACGAAAGCGCUGAUGCAAAUCAAGUCAUCGAGCUGAAGUAUGAAGAGCCCAAAGAAAUGCUCUACAAAGGCUGCAGCAUCAUACUCAGCCAACUCGAUAUCGAGCCCUGGUACACGUACAUUAGCUUGAAGCAGAUCUUGCCCAGCCUAGCGAAAUAUCUUUACUACCAACCGAAUAUCAAAAAUGACUGGGAGGCGACAUUCAACAUCUCGGAAAACCAGUCGAAUAGCGAAUCAAAAAUAGCAUACGUCAAGAUCCUGAAGUAUUCCACCGAUGACCAAAACGAGGCCAAUACAUCUGCCAAUUCUGUCGACCCCGACGCAACUUGUUUCAACAUGACAGAAUUUCCACCACUCGUCCAGGCAGACUGUCAGGCAUCGUUUGAUUUAUGGACUACUGGAACCAAAGCCUUCUUUCCGAAUCACGAAAACAUGACAUGGGAGUCUGGUUUUCUUAGCUUCUCCAACGACAGCUCCACUUGCCAGUUUGUGAUGUAUAACAAUGACGAUUAUACUGCAUACGUGAGCCUGACCGACGUUACCGACCAAGUCCAGCAUCAAAUCAUUGACCCUUGCGUCUCUAACGGUUGGUAUGGAGGUUGGCAAAAGAAUAAUACGGGGCUGUAUCUGGACUUCAAGAACAGGGGCGUGCUGGCAUGGUUCCUACCCAAAGAGUUCUUUCCCGCUGUUAGAUGGACCUUUCCUGAGUGGUUAAAAGACCCGGCGGAUCCGUGGGAUUACCCGCCAUAUCUCGUGUUCAACAAGAGCAAGAGCCAAGUGUUCAACAAGAGCGAGAGCCAAGUGUUCAACAAGAGCGAGAGCCAAGUGUUCAACCAGAAUGAGAGCCAAGCAAUCUCUGAUUGA